AUGAAGAUUACCUCACUCGGAGUUGCAACUCUUCUUGUUGCCCGGGGUGCCGCCCAAGCCCUAUAUGCGGCAUCCUAUGCAGGUUCGGUCUACUCGCUUUCCCUUGGCAGAUCAAACGGAACACUUGAACUGUCUACAAGUUCCCAGUCCAAGGAAUGUGGAACAAGUCCUUCUUGGCUCAUGUUGGAUGGUACCAACAACAUCCUGUACUGUCUCAACGAAGCUAUUGGGGCAUCUAACGGUAGCAUCACAUCUUUCAACACUCAUGGUAAUGGGUCGCUUGAUGUCGUCAAUACCUUGACUGUCCCCGCUGGCCCCGUGAUGUCUGCCAUGUACUCUGUACCUGGGGUUCAUGGCCAUGAAUUUUUUGCGGUUGCCCACUACGAGACAUCGACUGUCACAACAUACUCCGUAGACCCAACCCGAGGUCACUUCCAACUCCUACAAACCUUCACAUACGACAUGUCAGCUCCUGGCCCAAACGCUUCUCGCCAAGAUUCGCCACAUCCCCAUGGAGUGACGGUGGACCCCACUGGACGAUUCGUCCUGGUGCCUGACCUGGGAGCCGAUCUAGUGCGUAUCUUCCACAUUAACCAAGUCACUGGUUAUCUCGAGCCAAUAGAUCCAUAUGUUGCAGCUCCUGGGUCGGGACCUAGACAUGGGACUUUUUGGACUCCCAAGGGAUCCCGUGGCGCAGAUCAAAAUGUCUAUUUCUAUCUGGUGCACGAGCUGAGCAACCUCUUGAAUGGCUUCCGUGUUUCUUAUUCGGAGCGGGGAAUCCAUUUCUCCAAAUUCUUCGAGGAGAGCUCGUUUGGAAAUAGAACUGCUCCAAACGGUUCUAAGGUUGCCGAAAUUGCAAUCUCGCCUGAGAAUAAUCACAUUCUUGUUAGCAAUCGACUUGACAAUACCUUCGGCCCGAAUAAUGACUCCCUAGCCGUGUUCUCAUGUGCCGAUGCCAGCGGCAGGUUCGCUAGUGAGCCUCGUUUCCUCGGAUUAUACCCAGCAUACGGAUCUUCUGUUCGGGGCUUUGAUAUUAGUGGUCAUCUGGGGUUGGUUGCUCUUGCUCUGGAGAAGAGCCAAAGAGUGGCUGUUGCGCAGUGGAACAAAGCUACGGGACGCCCUGGGAAGCUCCUGGCAGAGGCACAGUUUUAUGGGAACAUUCCUGCCGUCGCGUGGGCGCUUUAA
Penicillium brevicompactum is the source of this 1185-nucleotide messenger RNA. RefSeq names its product Cytochrome cd1-nitrite reductase-like C-terminal heme d1. Gene Ontology annotation, molecular function: protein binding; 6-phosphogluconolactonase activity. Bases 1 to 1185 code for a protein of 394 amino acids. The transcript has 3 exons. The record is from RefSeq and is a predicted model, not a curated record. NCBI's taxonomy places the organism in Eukaryota, Fungi, Ascomycota, Eurotiomycetes, Eurotiales, Aspergillaceae.